CCCUCACCGCUGGUUUCUGCUGGGAAGUGUAUAACAGCGCCGACACCCCGGAAUGCAUCCCCACCCUCCAAGUGAUCAACAUCAAGGCCAUCCAGACGUCUAACUCAAGCACGGUCCGAUUCCGGUAAGUCAUCGAACCAUCAUUCUGACGCGACACUGUUUCUGGGCGGCUUGACAGAGAGCAUGUGCAUGCCACUCCUUCAUUUGAGGGCCGAACUGAAGGAGGGAUAGGCUUUCCCUCCAUUACGCCAUCAUGCCAGACUAACGCCACAGUCUUAUCCUCUCGGACGGCCAGCACUUCACCCAGUCGAUGCUCGGGACGCAGCUCAACAAUCUCAUUGAAGAUGAAUCGAUCAAGAAGAACAGCCUCAUCAAACUGACCCAGUUCGUCAUCAAUACUGUCCAGAAUAAGAAACUCCUCAUUAUCCUCGGACUCGAAGUGCAGCCAUGGCAGGGUGACAGGAUUGGUUCUCCCGUCAACGUCGAGUCAGCAGCCCGCGAUGUGAAACCCGCGGUGCCCGCGAGCACUGUGGCUGCCCCCCCACCAGCUGCUGCCAACCGUGGUGGAGCGUCCAACACCCGGGUACAGCCUGCUGGUGGAGCGCGUCGCGGAGGCAGCGGCAAGGGUGAUAUGGGGCCGAUUUUCCCCAUCCAGGGCCUUAGCCCUUACCAGAACAAGUGGACAAUCAAGGCUCGCGUCACCCAGAAGUCGGACAUCAAGCACUGGUCCACCCAGCGCGGCGAGGGCAAGCUUUUCAGCGUCAACCUCAUGGACGAAACCGGCGAGAUUCGCGCCACCGGCUUCAACGACACCGUCGACUUAUUCUACAAUAUCCUUGAGGAGGGCAAAGUCUACUUUAUCUCGCGCGCUCGUAUCAACAUCGCCAAGAAGCAGUUCAGCAACCUUGACAACGAGUACGAGAUCAUGCUUGAAUCCAACUCAGAGAUCGAGCCAUGCGACGAUGACUCAGUCCCGCAAGUAAAGUACAACUUCAAGCCGCUGGCCAACCUCGAUGAGGUUGCUAAGGAUGGCAUCGUAGACGUUAUCGGUGUCGUCAAGGAGGUGCACGACCUCGGCUCUGUCACCUCAAAGGCAACACAGAAGCCUUUCUCCAAGCGCGACAUCAUGCUUGUUGACCAGUCUGGACAGAGCGUUCGUCUGACCCUCUGGGGCAAAACCGCUGAGAACUUCUCCGCGACCGACGAGCCUGUAAUCGCCUUCAAGGGUGUCAAGGUCGGCGACUUCGGCGGGCGCUCGCUGUCCAUGUUCAGCUCGGCCACCAUGUCGGUCAACCCCGACAUUUCUGAGGCCCACGCCCUUCGCGGGUGGUACGACGCUGAGGGCCGCAGCAAGUCGUUCAACACGUUCUCCAACGCCAGCGUCAAUGGUGCGAUGGGUACCAUCAAGCCCUCUGAGCUCAAGACCAUCGGCGAGGCCAAGGACCAGGGCCUUGGCAUGAGUGACAAGGUCGACUACUUCACGACUACCGCCACCAUCAUGUUCAUCAAGCAGGAGACCUUCUCGUACCCGGCAUGCGCGAACCCCGACCAGAGCUGCAACAAGAAGGUCAUUGACGAAGGUGCGGGCUGGCGCUGCGAGAAGUGUGACCGCUCUUGGCCUGCGCCGAUUCACCGCUACAUCCUUCAGAUGAACAUCAUGGACCACACAAGCGCGUUCUGGGUCACGGCGUUCAAUGAAGUCGCAGAGCAGCUGCUCGGCAUCUCAGCCAACGACCUCAUGCGCUUCAAGGAGGAGGGUGACCCGCAGUUCGAGAAGUACAUCUCCAAGGCACAGGGCAAGACUUGGACAUUCCAAAUGAUGGCCAAGCAGGACACAUUCAACGACCAGGUCCGUGUGCGCUACCAGUGCCGCCGAGCUGGGCCAGUUGACUUCGUGGCCGACAACGCCGACCUGAUCACCAAGAUCAAGGCUAUGGCCGUCUAGUACAAUACCUGGCUCGGCACAUGAACUUACUCUGUAUGGUAGUUGUGUAGUAGACAUUUUCGCGAAUGAAUGGCCGACUCUUGCUCUGAGCUUGACGUGGCACAACUGAAUUAGUGUCGUGGCU
This is a messenger RNA of Cutaneotrichosporon oleaginosum, 2069 nucleotides long. RefSeq lists its product as uncharacterized. Gene Ontology annotation, biological process: telomere maintenance via telomerase; meiotic cell cycle; DNA replication. The record is from RefSeq and is a predicted model, not a curated record. Lineage: Eukaryota; Fungi; Basidiomycota; Tremellomycetes; Trichosporonales; Trichosporonaceae. Gene Ontology annotation, molecular function: single-stranded telomeric DNA binding; damaged DNA binding. Gene Ontology annotation, cellular component: nucleus; DNA replication factor A complex.